AUGGCUGCCCCAACUUCCAAGGAUAUUUCUCACUUACUAGAACUGUUAACUCCUCCAAAAACCCCACCUGCAGACAGUCAAGCGACACUCUUUCACAAUUGGCCCGAACCGGAAACAGAACCAGAUGAAGUCCAUUUCGAGAUCCCCUGGAGCAAUUAUGUAGACAGUGCCGAUGAUGCCGACGCUUUCCAUGUGCCACAUCAGAAUGUACUUCUUCUGCAUGGCCCGAAACAGAAAUACCAACAUACAGAAAAGCACCCAGUCCCACGAUUAGAAAACGACCGAGAGAUGCUCGUUGAAGUUGAGGUUAUUGGUUUGAACCCUAUCGACUGGAAAGCCCCCGAUUUCGGAUUCGGCUUACCAGAUCUGCCAUGCAUCAGCGGACGCGAUCUUGCCGGGAAGGUAGUAAAAGCCCCAAAGACCAAAUCCCGCUUUGAUGUCGGCGACAAAGUGAUGGCGAUAUCGACCGACUAUCGAGACUCGCGAAAAUCAGCAUAUCAACAGUAUGCGGCAGUGUCAGACUUCAAUGCUUGUCGUUUGCCCAAAAAUAUAUCCGCGGAGGAAGCUGCACCACUUGGCGUUGCCUUUGUUGCAGCUGCGCUGGCACUUGGAAUAUGUAUAGGGAUGGAUUUCGUGGUUAGAAAUGAUGGGCCACGCGGGCCAGAUCUCCUCCGAAUCGUACGGUCGUUAUCUCGGGACGCAUUGCCACAAGAUAUCCAUAAAGAGUGCUUUGACGGUAUCGGGGAGAACGAACGCGCAAAAAGAGGCGAUUGGAUUGCAAUAUGGGGAGGCUCUUCUGCCACGGGCUGCUGCGCCGUUCAACUCGCAAAACUAGCAGGGCUGAAGGUAAUAGCUGUGAUAGACGUUGCAAGAAGCGGAGAGCGCAUGCUCGCACACGGCGCUGACCUGCUCGUGGAUCGACUGGAUGAGCAGCGCGCCAUUUCUAUCGUGAAAGGGAUCACCAAGGGAAAACUGCGCUUUGGGCUUGAUACAAGAGGGAAAGACACUGCUGCACUACUUGCUGAAGCCAUGCGAGCUGAAAAUGAAGGAGGGGAUAGCAGGGCACAUCUUGUAGGGCUAGUUGGAGUGCCAAAAACCGCAACGAAAGGGGUCGUUUACCAUUCAGUCCCGAUAAAGUCGUUCCACGAAGCUCCACAAGUUGGAGAAGGAAUGAUGAUCUGGUUAGAAAAGCUCUUGGAGCAGAACCUGAUCUCGACCCCCGAGAUAGAGAUUGCAGAUGGCGGGUUGGAGGGCAUCAAUGGUGCACUCGAUAGAUUGAGGGACGGAAGUGUCAAUGGCCCUAGGAUCGUGGUGCCACUGCGGUCCUAG
Molecule: messenger RNA, 1329 nt
Organism: Lachnellula hyalina
Lineage: Eukaryota; Fungi; Ascomycota; Leotiomycetes; Helotiales; Lachnaceae
Gene: lepG
Product: Trans-enoyl reductase
Exons: 4
Coding region: 1-1329 (442 amino acids)
Molecular function (GO): oxidoreductase activity, acting on NAD(P)H
Source: RefSeq, a predicted model, not a curated record